Haplochromis burtoni (Burton's mouthbrooder) is the source of this 11582-nucleotide messenger RNA. RefSeq names its product leucine-rich repeat-containing protein 24. The transcript has 4 exons. The coding region runs from base 8659 to 10722 and encodes 687 amino acids. The record is from RefSeq and is a predicted model, not a curated record. Gene Ontology annotation, molecular function: protein binding. NCBI's taxonomy places the organism in Eukaryota, Metazoa, Chordata, Actinopteri, Cichliformes, Cichlidae.
UGCCCUACAGACUUCAAAUUCAGCAGCCUACUGUAAAGUCCUCACAUGGAAAGUCUGUCUAACUGUGUGUAUGCUAAAUCACUUGUUAUUGCUGUGUAUGCUUGUGUAGUUCAAAUCAGUCUGGUGCAUCUGCUCACUUCUCCUUACAUGAUGCCAGAUUUUUGUUUGUUUCUCUUUUUUGUUACAAUGAUUGUACAUGAGACGGACAAAAAAUGUAAAUACCUCCCGGUAUACAACACAUAUAACACACAUAUCGAGAACAAAUACUGCAAGUCCAAUUCCGUAUUGACACACGCAUCACUCAAAACGCACCUUUGUAUACAUGACUACUAUAACAGGGUUAUUGCAUUGCACAGCAUUAUACUUUGCAGGUGUACCUAACAAAUGGGCCAGUGAGUGCACAUAAAUAAAUAAUGACCUAUACAGCUCAACAGCAGCACAAAAGGCAGCCGCCAUGAAACAGAAUCAACACCUGUCAAAGAGAAAAGAAAAGAAAAAAUUUGAGGAAUGAUGAGCGUCACAUAUUCUGGGUUCCGCUGCAGAGCGGUUGUAUCUCACUGCACUGGGUCUGCCGGAUAAACUGGGUCAUCACUGUUUGACCAGCUGUCAAAGGUUCUUGCUGUUUGUCUUGACACAGAACUCCAGGCAUGAUUAAUUAGCAAUCCGGUCACAGCAGUGAUUUGGAACUUUGUCCUCAUGUGUCAGCGCUACGAUGCUUAAACAGUUCUCUUAGACUGUAGAAUACCUUUCAGACAACUUACACUAAUGUCACUGCAGACAGAGCUGGAGCAUAUCCAGAUUAUCUGACGAGCUGCUGCUGCUAUUGGAGAUAUUUUAAAGUGAGGGACCAAGAGUGAUAUAUGAUUAGCAUGCAGUAGUGUAACCCUACAGGAAGACCACCCUGCUUUCUUAUUUGGAAUUUUAGAGGUCUCUCUUCCCUAAUGUCAAGAGUUGUAAUGUGCUUGCCUCUGCUUAAUUGCUAUUCUGCACAUGAAGCGGUGUGGAGCCAAAUAGCAACCCCCCCCCCCCCCCUAGAUAGGACCUCGUUUGUUUAACUCUGAGGGUGGGGAAUCUGUCUUCCGUGGACAUAUCCGUACGGACAAGUUGACUUCUUACGGCUGCAGAGAUGUUUAAUUUUUCAUUGGCUACUGUCUGCCAGACAAUGAUGACUGAAAUGUCUCAUGGCUGUAAUUGUAUAGUACCCUCAAUUCUGGCCUGACUUGAUACGGGCAGAUGGCAAAGAUCAGCUGAAAUAAGAAAUUCAUGAGAAAAAAAAAGAAGCAGAUUCUGUUAAAGUUUCAUUAAUUCCUGCCUGUAUGCCAGACUGUACAGAUAACCACAGUAUAGGCUAGGUGUCAGAGUGCAAUUUGACACACACCUGACAUCCAUUACUUGGAGUCAGCAGAUGCUGUCACUUCCAUGGCAACAAAGAAACAUAAUUUAUGAGGAUUCAGUGGCUCCUACCGCAGACAACCACUGCACACCCAAGUAUUACAGAAGUGCAAUAUAGAUGGAUGAUAAGCAAUCAUUAUCGGAGCAUUUCAUUUCAUUUCAUUUCUGGACACAUACGCUUUCACACACAGUUUCACUGCUGCUUGAGUAAUACCUGCACUUUCAACUCGACUGCUAUAAACAAUAUUUACAAUUCAGAUUCGUCCAUCCAGAACAACGGGGGAGGGGGUGGGGGGGGCAGCCGCUUAAAAGAAAACAGUCGCAUAGGAAAAGAAAAUCCAUUCAAGUUAAUGCUUCUGUCAAAUCCAGGGAAAUAUAAAAAUGGAAGGGAUUGUUCUGCUUUGCCAUACAGGAUGAUCUGUCUUCCCAGCAUUUGCCUUCAAACUUGUCUGAUCUCAUCCAUCCUUAAACCUUCAAACGUGAGUGGUGUUUGUCAGUGUCGUACUGGGCACAGCAGAAAAACAAGAGGUUUGAAGCCCGACUGAUGAAAACGGACCAAAAUGUAUAUAAAUAUUAAAAUAAAUCAAUCAGUCAAACUGCUUAUUUUAAUCUGGGGCAAAUUAGGCAGCCUGUCAGAUGUGGCUACUGUGAGAAAAACGGCUAGGACUGAUCGCAUCCACCAAGCUUGACAAUUAGAAUGGACAGUGUGCGACAGAGAGAGGCUGAAGGAAAAUGUCUGUGAAAAUGGAAAAAAGUUGUGAGAGAGCACAUGCGUAUGUGUGACGUUGUGUUCGAAAAGGUGACACAGCCUGCUGCCAGCAGUGUUUACUAAGUGAGUAAUUGAGGCACGCAUACACAAACACACAAUUGGCUCAUUUAUGUUUAUUGUUCUCUCAAAAUUUGCACUUAACUAUCAUUUCUUCAGGCAGGAAGAUUGACACCAUGCUCGCAGCUGUAAAGAUGAAGUUAGAGCCAAAGUUAGUUUGGCUUAUCAUAAGGACUGGAUACAAGAAACAGCUUGCUCUAAGUACCCACUCAGUUUUGGCCGCUCAGCACAUUUAGGCAUGCAGAUAUGAUCAAGACGAUCUGCUGAAGUUCAAGCCGAGCAUUAGAGUGGGGAAGAGGGGUGAUUUAAGUGACCAUUAUAGUGGUGUUGUGAAAGCCACGGGGGCUGGUCUGAGUACUUUAGAAACUGCUGAGAUUUUCCUGCACAACCAUCUCUAGGGUUUACACAGAACGGUCGAACAAAGAGAAAAUAUCCAGCGAGUGGCAAUUCGCUGAACCAAAAUGUCUUGUUGAAACCGGAGGUCAGAGGAGAAUGGCCAGACUGCUUGGAGCAGACAGGAAGGCAACAGCAACUCAAAUAACCACCUGUAACAACUAAGGUGGCAGAAGAGCAUCUCUGAAGCCACAACUUGAAGCAGAUGGGCUAGAGCAGUAGAGGAUCACUCCAGGUGCCACUCCUGUGAGCUGACAACAGGAAACUGAGGCUACUAUUCGCAUGGGACCACUGAAAGUAAACAACAGAAGAUUGGAAAAAUGUUGCUAGAUCUGAUGAGUCUGUUUCUCAUCCAGAUGGUAGGGUCAGAACUGGGCAUAAACAAAGUGAAAGCAUGGAUCGAUCCUCCCUUAUGUUAAUGAUUCAGGCUGCUGCUGCUGCUGUAAUACUGUUGAGCAUAUUUUCUUGGCACACUUUGAACAUUAUUUAAACACCGUAACCUACCCGAGUAUUGACCACAGUGUACCCAUCUCAUGAUGGCUGCUUCCAGCAGGAUAACACAUCGUGUCAUAAAGCUCAGAUCAACUUAUAUCGAAUGGUUUCUUGAACAUGACAAUGAGGUCAGAUGGUCUCUACAAUCCCCAGAUGUGGUGGAAGAGGGGAUUUGCAUAAUGGAUAUGCAGCUGACAAAUCUGCAGCAACUGUGUGAUGCUAUUACAUCAAUGUGGACCAAAAUCUCUGGGGAAUGUUGAAUCUGUGCCAUAAAUGAUAAAGGCGGCUGUGAUACAGUUGCUGCACUUGUCUAAUCAUUGUAGCUUAAACCAAAGCAGGUGCCGACUCCUAACCUAAAAGCUAGUCAACUCAAAGUGAAAACAAAGCUCAGCUGUUAGUGAAAAAAGAACACGAAACAUGGCAUUCAGGUUAACAGUGUGGUGAUUUAUGUCACUGACAGCCCACCUGUUUUUUUAAAAACAAGUAUUAAGGCCGUCCAGACAACGUCCAUCUGCUUACACACACAUAUACUCAUGUUGGUUAUUACAAAGUGCUGUAACUUUGGAGCUUGUUAGAAAAUUUGUAAGAGAUUUAAACAUGGUGUUUACUGUUUGUGCAGCGUCUACAAGCAAGUGUCUCCACAUGAAUCGGAAGAAACUGAAGACAAUGGGCCAAAGUUUCGCUAACUGAAACUGUCUGCAUUGUAUUUGUGGUCUGAGUCUGACUUAACCAAUCAUGUUUGAGCAGGUAAUCCAUCACCAAUCCAUCAAAUAGCAAGCAUAGACCUGGAUAUACUGAUAUCGUGGCUAAAGCAGAAGACCUGGAAAUUUGGCUCCUCCUCCCAGAGGCUAGUUAGUGAGGUUCCCAGACUGAUGUAUGUGUGUUUGCCUCUUAUUAUAAUCAUGUAGUCUGUUAGUAAGUGGGCAGCAGUUUCAUGCUCUGUAUUCUUUUAUAAAAGGUUCUUGGUUAGUGGAAAUGAAAUGCUUUUGCUUUGCAUUAAAUCCAUCUGGAUAUCCAUCCAUGGUCAGUAUACAGUAUAUAGUGGACUGUGUACGGCACCUUCAUGGUGGUGCAAAUACAAUGGCUGAUUUAUUACUUUAUCUGGUUUCCUUUGAAUUGUUAGCCGUGUGUACUUUGUCAGUUAGGGUCGCACUCUACACCUGUUGUCUGAGUACAAUUUAAUUGUCAAAAAUAGCAAAACAGAAGCAAAAGCACAUCCUAGAAAAAAGGUUUAAAAUGCAUUUUAAAAAACUAUGAAUUUAAACUUGUUACAUUUUUGGCCACAUUAGUUUGUUCUAUUCAUUUAAAAUAAGAUAUACAUGUGAUAUAGCAGCAGCCUUAUUUUUAUGUCAGACAUUUUCUAACACACUGCUUUUGCAGUGUUGCUUGUAUUUCAUCAUACUAACCAGAUUUGGGGGAGAAAAAAACGAAAAAGAAGGCAUGGAGCAACAGAAAACAAGUCGCAAGGCUAAAACGGGUCGAAAACCUUCUCCUGAGCUGUGAGCAAUUAUGACGUGAUGUUUCAGCCACCCUUCCCGGACCAUGAAGGCAUAAAAAUAAAUCUUAUGUGGAAAAUGGAAUAUUGAUUAUGCAGCGCUGCAGUCGCCGCUGUGCUUUUAGUUCUCAAUUAUCAGUCGCAAAUCAAACUGACUUGCAAGGAUUCCAGCACACAGACUUGUUGAGCCUGCGAGAGACACCGUAAGCUGAUAUUUCUAAAUUGCUCCGCUCGUGGUUGCAGUUUCAGCCAGAGCAGCAGCCUGUAUAAAGCGUCGCAUGAACCUCAAAACAAAAUCAGAGUUUGUGGGUUUAUUCGAGGCUCCGUGCAGAAUAUGUCAAUACCUUCAGAGUCUAUCUGCUUGCCAGCUUACAUUAGCAACAACAGCCUCCACGUCACAGACAGACGUGUCACAGCAGUUUAUCAUGUGAACUCUUAAAUAGCAAAGAUUUAUCGAGUUUGUCUUAGUACGCGGAGAGGGAGUGAAGGUUUUAGAGUAAAUGCUCCUCUGGGAGCGGUGGCGGAGUGCUGCUGCUGCUCAGAGGGUGAUUUGGCUCGAGGCAACCUGACAGUGAGCUAGACACACACAGACAGGCACACACACACACAAGUAACCCAGCAAUAAGCAACAUGCAGUCAUUUACUCUGUUUCUCCUCAACACAGACAUUCACAAAUGCCAGCUCCCCUCCCCACUGCUUUCACGGUGAAAAUCAAUGGUUGCAGAGCCCAACUGGACGGAGUAAUAGUGGAAAAAUAAAGAAAUCAAUGCAGACUUAUUAACUGAGCAGAGCUUCCUUUACCGCUGACACAAAAAUAUGUGAGUGUUUGACUUGUCUGUGUCUGUGAAUGAUGAUAGCUGCUGCUGGUUGUAGACAAGAUGUGCGAGCGCAUAAGCAUAUGAGCGUCUUCCUCUAUGUGUGUGUGCGUCUGCCAGUCAAGAGUGUGUGUCCCUGAACGUUGGUGGCUGGUGCUUGUAUAUGAGUGUUGUAUUGUAGGCGUGCUUUGCAUGUUCAUGAGCGCUCCUGUGUGUGUUUGUGCAUUUUGGUGCGCACCAACAAGACUAUCUCUCAAAGUCAGUGUGUUACUCUUGGGUUAGUGCCACAGUGCACUGCCGGAGCCUUGGCCCUCGGUUUAUUUGUGGACAAAAGGAUGCUCGGAGACAAAUGAUUUAGCACCUGUCAGUCAGAGCUGAAGGACGGGCGAUGAGAAAAGAGAGAGGUCAGAGACUAUGGAAAGGGAAAAUGAUGGCGGCUUUUCAAGGAAACUGUGAAGGGAACAAGGAGAGAAAGAGGGAGGGAAAAGUUGAAGCUGGAAAAAGAGAAAGAGAUUCAGAACCAAAAAAAGAGAGCGAGAGAGAGAAUUUACAAUUUAGCUCUGGGUCAUCACAUAGCUCAAGUGCCUGUGAGCAAUUUUCCCCUGGAAAUGACAGCUUCUAUUUCUGCAGAGUUGUUUGCCUAACAGCAGCUCACAGGAACUGUGGCUGGCCUUCAGGCCCUGCAAGCAGAAACUUCCCUGAUUGCGAGAGUUACCAUAACAACGGAUGAGGCCGACCUGCACCGAUGGCAACGCGGGAAUGUGAACUUUGAUUCCCGCCUCCAGCACUCUGGCUAGUCUGCUGCACCUCUGACAUAUCAACACCUACCCUUCUUGGCAAAAACAAGAGCGAGCUGUCGGCGCUGUGAGUGUUUGGUCAGCCAGAAUGUAACUGUUCACCAGUGGGUGAUGAUUUUUUUUGCAGAAACAGAUCACUGUGUCAAGAGCAAAAGAGACAUUUGUAAUUCAGAAAUGCCCAAAUAAACAAGUCCAGUGCAAAAUAAUGUUUGCAGAGAUGUGCGUGGGCGGACGUUAGGAGCUGCUGGUGAAUGCUGAGCAGGGCUUUGUGUGAUGCCAGGUUUAUUAGAUUUCCUUUGGCAUUUGUUGACUGACAUCUGCCCUGGCAGGUCUCUGCGGCCGCUCUCUCCCUGACUCUUGGCUCGCUCUACAAACCAACAAGCCUUAAUCAUCUUAUGUACACUUUCCCACGUGGUCAAUAAAGAUAUAUUGCUGACCUCGUUUUUUUUUAAUGCCGAACAAAGCGCCUCCCUCCACAAAAACGUGGACAGCACAGACAGAGGCUUAGCUAACAAGCAUCUGAUUGUGCAGAUUACCGCGUGUUCCGCGAGGGAUUACCGAGACAGAAAUGAACAAAUUGACCUCUUACCACCAAAAUCCCACAUCAGCAAAACAAAAGAUAAGAGUCAAGUCUCUGCUGAAUCUAGAAAAAGUGGAGUAUACAUUGUACUGCAAAACAAGUGUCAGCAGCAUUAUUUAAAGAAGCCUGCCCCCGCCCGUUGUGUUAUUUUUGUCACUGAGUCCUUUCAGUUUGCAGAACCUGAUGACUCCAUGGGUACCCUUUGUGUGUGGGCCAUCCAGACUCUGUAUGCGUGCGGUUUUUAAAAAACUGAGCAGCCCUGGAAGCAAGGAGAGAAAUGCACGAGCUGUAUUCUGGCAGUGCGUCGUUUGCAUUGAUGUUGGGCUCAUGUUCUAACAACAAAUAUCUGACUGUGCACCCUGUUCUGAGUGUAUUCUUAGCCGAGGGCAGGCGUCUUCCUCUCCGGUUCCCCUUCUGACACUUUUCAAGUUAAGUCAAAGCUAUUUAGAAGUCAUCUCACUGUGAGAAGUAACAAAGGCUCAAUGACAGACCAAGGCCUAAUUCAGAAUUCAAUUUUUGUGCUUUCUCUUCCCAACAAUAGAAAUACCUAAUUUCUCUGCAUGCUUGUUUGGCGAGCUCCAGAGAGGAAAUGGCACGCUUUUGUUAAUAAGUGUUUUUUUGGUGAGAGGAGACGAUUGAAAAGCUUAUGUAGGUCACAUUGUAUUAAUCAAGCUGGCUACCCUUGCAAAUGCGCUCUAAAUGAAACACACAAUGUUAAAAAAAAAAAAAAAAAUCCAGUUUUAUUUCGUAUUUGCUUAAUACUGCAGCGUGACCGCACUGAGAAUUACUUCUCAGCCACUGAAACAGCAAUCCCAGUACUUUUACGCUUAGGCAUUUCGUCUGGAUUAUAACGCUGCCUAUGGCGUGGACAGGCUUGAUAUCGGUCCGACAGAAGAGUUCAAACACCCGGCAAAUGAAAUAUUUAUCAGUCACAGUUUAUUUCAGGCACAGGACCCUUUCAUCAUUUAGCUUUAAUGAGAGCUGUGUGCAUUCUGAUGAUUAAUAGACUAAACGAUCUUCAGAUCGUUCCAAGCAAGAUGCAAAUACUAUCAGUUAUCUGUCCGGGAGACUCUUUAAGUAAACUAGGAUUUUUCACAAGUUAGACAAGCUUAACGGGGGAAUGUUACGAGCGAAUGUUUUCUAACAAUGUGAGAUUUUAGAUUGGAUCAAUGAGACAUCGUCUUCUCUGCUGGAAGAAGCUGCUCCAGGACGAGGCAGGUGGCACAGUAAAGCACGGUAAAUCAACCUGCUGUCACGGGGACAGAAUGACAGGCUCAGUGUGACAUUUCAGUGCAUAUUAUAUCUCCAGCCCUCCGGUAUCCUCGUGUGACCUGCUGCAGAUUAACUAUUUUGAACACUGCCGGCCAGCAUUGAGUUUUGAUGUGAGCAACCAAGCAGAACAAUAAAUCCCUUCUGGACCGUAUAGAUGCAAAAAAAAAAAGAAAAAAAACCAAAACGGGCGGAAAAAAAGAAGUGCAUGGAUGAGUUGCUCUGCGAUGGGUUUAUAUCAAAGCAAGACGUUGCUGUAAGGUGCAGCGAGCAGCCGAUGCUGAUGGUUUUGAUCAGAUGAUUAGAGCUGGUUACCACUGGAGAGUUGCUUUGAGGAGGUAAAUGUGCUUUCUGAGAUUACAGAGUUCAAAACAGAGACCGUGACUCUUUGCUACACAAUUGUGUGUGUGCGUGAUUGUAAGACAAAGAAAGAGACCGAAAAUGAGGGAGAGUGUGUUUGUGCAUGCAUUAAGCAGACAAGAGAGAGGUCCUUGAGGCAACCUGAACAUCUUUUAUCACAUCUUUAAUUAAUUGAAGCCUAUAAUAGAAGCUGCUGCAGUCCCGCAGAAUAGACACAGUUGAAUGGAUAAUAGCUGGGGAUGAAGAGAUACGCUUGUUUUUGCUUGCUUUCUUGUCAAUCCUCCCUUGCCAUUUCACAGUUAUAUGCUUUAACAGCACAUCUGGAGCUGCUGUCAGUCUCCGCUUUGAGAAUAAAGUGCAUUAACCAAGAAGAGAGAAAUGUUUUCCCCUUUUUUCCCAUCUUCUCUUUUCAGGUUCUGCCUCUGAAGACCUACUGUAAAGCCGUCAUGGGCCUCUUGUGGUUCUCCAGACUAAUCCUGAUCAUCCUAGUCCUCAUCCCGCAGCCGUCCCUGGGCUGUCCCUCCGGCUGUCGCUGCUACAGCCUCACAGUGGAAUGCGGAUCUCUCGGGGUCAAAGAAAUCCCACAGGGCAUCCCGUCUGUCACCGAGACCAUUUUCCUCCAGGACAACGCGAUAGUGCAGAUCCGUCUUCAGGACCUGACUCGCCUUGGCAGCCUCCAUUAUCUAUACCUGCAGAACAACAGCAUCUCAGCCCUGGAGCCCGGGGCUUUUCUCGGGCAGGGGCAGCUGCUGGAGCUGGCCCUUAAUGGUAACCUCAUCCACCUGGUUACCUCUGAUAUGUUUCGGGGUCUGGAGCACCUAAGGAUCCUGUAUCUCGCCGGCAACCAGAUCACUCGAGUCCAGGACCACACCUUCAGAGGACUACAGCGUCUGCAGGAACUCCACUUGCAAGAAAACAGCAUUGAGCUGCUAGCUGAGCAAGCCUUGUCUGGAUUGUCGUCUCUGGCCUUGCUGGACCUCAGCAGGAAUCACCUCCGCACCCUGGGAGCUUCAUCACUCAAACCGCUUGUCAGUCUGCAGGUGCUCCGUGUUACAGAGAACCCAUGGCGCUGUGAUUGCGCUCUUGGCUGGCUGAAAACCUGGAUAAGCGAAGACGGACAGCGUCUCUUGAGUUCUGCAGAGCAGCGUCGGCUAAUGUGCUCUGAACCUCCUCGCCUCUCCCACCUCAGCCUGGUGGAGGUACCUCCAAACAGUCUGGUCUGCAUCCCUCCAGUAGUGCAGCUCGAGCCAAGCCACCUGACCGUUCGCCUAGGAGAGAGUCUUCGAGUCUCCUGCCAGGCCUCGGGAUACCCUCAGCCUCAAGUGACUUGGAAAAAAGCCUCCCAUGGUAAACCACAGUUGUCACCUCGAGGCCUGGUUCAAGAGCUGGGACCCAAUGGGGAGCUGUUUAGGCCUGGGGCCGGUGGAGCAGUGACAGCCUUACCAAGCAGUGGGGGGAUCAAGGUGGGAGGUGUUGGAGCAAUCCACGGGCCGGUACGUGGAACUGAGGAAGGUGGCGAGAGGGACAGCUUUGAUCCAGACAUGGGCAGCGGCAUGCUGUUUCUCAGCAAUGUCACCGUAGCACAUGCUGGGCGCUACGAAUGCGAGGCCUGGAACCCUGGUGGUGUGGCUAGGGUUACUUUCCACCUAGCAGUCAACAUGUCUUCUUCCUCCUAUUCAUCUCAGUUUUGGCCUCGUUUGAACACUCACUCCUAUGUUUCAUCUUCGUCCAACUCCUUUUACCAGCCUGAGGUUGUGGAUGUUAGCCAGGAGCCUCUGUAUGAGCAAGACAGCAUGGACUUUAAUGCCCUGGGCCCUGCCACACAGACUGCUAUUGCUGUUGGCAUCUCCUUGCUGGCACUCACUGCUGUUCUCCUCUUGAUUAUGAUCUACACUCGUCACCAGCAGUAUCAGAAAGAUGACACUGGCUCCUAUUGCACGAGCAAGGAAGAGAGCAUCCUCUAUGUGAACGACUACUCUGAUGGACCCACCACCUUUGCGCAGCUGGAGGAGUACCGCGAUGACCAUGGCCACGAGAUGUACGUACUCAACCGAGCCAAGCCGGUCCUGGGUUCCACUUCGUCUGCAUGUCCCAUGAUGAGCGGGUUUGUCCAACAGAAGGGCAUGAAGGAGGCUCUCCUCGAUCACGAAAUGGUUCAGACUCUGACACGAUCGGGGGGAUUGGGACUACGCAGAAACCCAGCGGAUGGGGGAGAGGGGCCCCUAACAACAGACCCAGAAGAGCUCUUCCUCAGUCAGAGUCUCCUGUUCGGAUCACAGGUUGCCUAUGAGAUCCAUUGUUAAGGAGUCAUUAUUAUGCUCUGGCAUGAAACAAUAUGUUGAUGGACUUUUAAUUAAAGACAAUAAUGGAAAUCACCUUGGUGCAGUGAUUUGAAGCAUCAGAUUAUUAUCUGGCCUUUUAAAGAGGGGAGAUUGUCAGUCAGUAAUUUCUGGGGGAGCCUGGUUCACAAGUGGCCUCUGAGAGAGCUUCUUGAUUGACUGUAUGACACUCGUGAUGGGUUAAGAAGACUGACGAUUGAAGGGGAAAUAACACACGAACCACAGCUUUCUGUCUCAAAAUCAACCCUUUAAGGAUAACUCUAGGUGGCUAACCUCGUCAGAAAUGUUUAGUUACACUAAAAAGAGGCUGAAACGAUGCAGCACACAGUGUCUGCUUUAUUCUAAUUUCGUUCGUUACGCUUUACUUUUCGUGUUUCGUCUAUGUUUUGUGUAGUAUAUUACAAAGUUAAUUCUCAGAGUGAAGUACAGUUGUUUUGUGAAUCCUGCUACACAUCCCAUUAGAAUUAGGCCUAAAGCAAUCCUCUUACUGAAACUACAUUAACAUUACCCAUAUGUGCGAGUGGGUGUGGGUAGGUGGAUUUGUUUAUAGAGGUUCAUUCUGAAUGCAGAAAUCUAGUCUUUUUUAUGUUUGUAUCAUAGCAUUGUUUUUCUUGAUGUUAACAUGUUGUGUUGUUUUAUACCUGCUGACUGCAACACUAGAACAAGAUAUUAGCAUUUCUAAUGUGUGAAGUCGACUCUCUGAAAGAACUCAAGCUUCAUUAACGUCAGUCUGUGAUUACCAUUAUGAUGUUAAUAAUGUACAUUUUGUCUUUGGUUUCUACAUAAUAAAAUGUAUUUUAAAAGAGAAAGUUUUUCCCUUUUCC